CUCUGGAUCCUGUUUUUGGGCUCCACAGUGGAUCAGAGAACCGUGGGAAUUUUCUCAAACUUGACGGGGGGAAAAAAAACUUGUUUGCAGCUGUUGGAGCUCAUCAGGCUUGAAGGAGCAGCAAACCCGUUUUAUUCAGAACAUGACCAGUUCAUUAGAGAGGGUUGUGGCCCAGAAGAAGGAGGCCAUCGAGGCAGUGAUGGAUAUGUUUGCGCGGGGGGCUGAGGUGUUGGCCAGCGCUGUGGGCGAGCUCUUCCCCCUCUGUGAGGCUGCUGCUCCGGUUCUCCGCCUGGCCUUAGACAAUGUCCAGAGCAAAGAGGUCUUCUAUGUCAAAGAGCAAUUUCUGACGGUGAGGAACAAGCUUGACGUGCUCUCCAGCCAACUGGAAGAUAUUGACUGCGAGAUCAAGAAGGGAAGACUGGAUUCCCAGUACUUCUCAGUGGAGGAAAACAUUAGGAACCAGUUUCGGAAAUAUAUGGACAUCUUGGAGGCAAAACAGCAGUUCAGGGAUGUGAAGACCAGACUAUUUCUGGAGCACUUUGCCAAAACUGGAGGAGAGAAGAACCUGUUUGUGCUGUAUGAUGCUCUGAUGGGGACAAACACCUUUGGAGAGUCGGUUUUAGAGUUGGUCGAAAGGUAUGUAGCAAGGAACCGCCGUCUCCUGGAAGAUUUCUGUGUCCGGAUGAAGGAGCUCUUCUGUUUGGGCCUGAUUGCUCUGCUGGGCCACUGUGCCUUAACCCAGGACCAAGAGGAAGAAGACGACAAAAUCAAAGAGUGGAGCAGCAAAAUUGAAGAAGUAGAGUCCAGGAUGAAGACAACCAUUGAGUCCUGUAUCUCUGCCUUCCCAGAGCAAGCAAAAUUAGAUGCCCAGCGCCUCUUGCAAGAAAAGGAAGAGAACCUGCAAGAUAUGACUCAGCAGCUUCUUGAGUUCUUGGUGAAAAAGUACGACUGGGUCAGCUGGUCAGUGCGGCUAAUCAACCAUUCAGGGAGCACCUACCGGAACUGGAGAGCAGGGGAGCACUUUCAUCACGUGGCGGGACAGAACUGGUUCGAGGUGCUUCAGGUGAACAACAUCAACCUGGUGGUGUCGUACAGCACCAAACCCCUGCUGGUGCCUCGUGACUGCAUCCAGCAGGUGAUGGAGGGCCAGGGGAAGAAGGGAAACGCCCCAGCAGUGGUGGAGGUGUUGAAGAAGCAGCUGUGCGGGUUUGUUGUUCACGCCGUCAGUCGCCACAAGGAGUCUGCAGCUGCGUGGAGCUUUCCGGAUGAGUGUCACUACUGGGACAGACACAAGAAUGUAGCAGUGUGUGUGCACUCGGAGUAAAGCUGACACAUGUUUAAGAUUUUAAGGAUUUUACAGCAGAGAUGUGUAUUUAAAUUGAGAUACUGCACAUUUAUGUCGCUUGUCCAUCUGCAAGACUGAGCUGAAAAUAGCAGUGUGUAAGUUUAUAAUAGAAAAAUGAAAAUGAUGAAUCUCAAAAACUGGGGAUGCACCGAUCCAGUCCGCUUGAUGGUUGUCGAUACUGACCUGAAUAAGCAAAUUGGGUAUCGGCCAGUAAUCAGUCUAUAUUAAAACCUGUCUGUUAGUCACUGCUGUUAUAAAAUUCUGAUAUCCCUACUCUACUAUUCCAUCACAUCGGACUACCGAGCACCACAGCAAUUCCUUGUGCACCAUAUUGUCUUAUUUAUCAGUAGUAGUGUUAUUAUUUGUCAGUAGUUAUUAUUCACUCUAGUCACGCAAAUGGCAUUCUUACAGCAGGGAGCAUUGUUGUUUUCUAUUCUGAUCCUUCAUUUUUUUGCGAUGAGCUUAUUUAACUAAAUAAAUACUAACUCACAGCAAGUGCAUAUUAAAAGUAUUAAAAAUAAAAGUACUCAUUCUGCAGAAAAAUGGAUGCUGUGACUGCAUAUAUUAGCCUAUUAUAUGUGAUGUUAUUAGAUUGUUACUACUACUACUACUGAUGCAUCAAUACAUAGGCAGCAUUUUAUUGUUGUAGCUGUUUGACGUUUUAACAACUUUAUAUAUAGUUAGGUAGUUUAGUCCAGUGGUUCCCAAUCUAGGGGGCGGGCUCCUUCUAAAUGGUCACAAGAUAAAUCUGAGGGGUCGUGAGAUGGUUAAUGGGGUAGGAACGAAGAAAAUAAGUUUUGCUACGCAAAUUUGUAAUGAUUUUUCUGACUUUCUUCCAAACCUUGCUUUUUUUAAUGAAACAUUUGAUAAUUUUCCCUCUUUGGGCUACGAAUAGUUAUUUAAAUGAAACCAUCUGAGUCUCUUUGGUAGAACUGCUAACAAAUCAGACAUCUAAAACGUGACACGGGGCCCCAACCACACAUUGAUUUUCUAUAAUGGGUCACACACCGAAAAGAUUGGGAACCACUGGCUUAAUCUUGAACAAUACAUUGUAUUUUAUAAGCUCAUCAUUUUUUUUUUAUUUAAAAAUUUAAUCCCAAGAGUAACUAGUAACUAUAGCUGUCAGAUUGAUGUAGUGGAAUAAAAAGUACAAUAUUUUCCUCUGAAUUAUAGUGGAGAACGAGUAUAAAGUAGCAUAAAAUGGAAAUACUCAAGUAGAGCUCAAAAUUGCACUUAAGUACAUUACAGUCUUGAGUAAAUUAUAUCCCAAUGUUACUUUAAACAUAUAAGAAUGACUCCCAUCAGAUCCAUGCAGUGUGGUAUAAAGAUUUUAAAUUGGGGGGAAAGCAGCACUGGUACUGGAUCGGUACUCGGUCGAGUUUACAUAUCGGAAUCGGGAGAGAAAAAGUCAGAUCGGUGCAUCCCUUUAAGAAACAUUGUAUUUCAGUUUGUUAAAAGAAUUUAAUCACAAAUGCACUUUUAUUAGCUUUCUGGUUUGUGUCACUUCUUUAUACAGUAGAUAUUUGAAUUAUAGACAUUUGAUGUUUUGAUUUGAUUUAUUUUAUGUUGCAGCUGUUUAAAUAUUAACUGCUUGAAUAUUAUGAAGUGUAUUUGUAAUUUAUGAGUUACUAACCAGUUUGUUUAUAUAAGAAGUUUUACACUAACACUGUACUCUCUCUCUCUAGAUAGAUAGAUAGAUAGAUAGAUAGAUAGAUAGAUAGAUAGAUAGAUAGAUAGAUAGAUAUACAGUAUAUAGAAAUUGGAAGUGUCUAUCCUUUUACCUCAGCUGCAUACAGUAAUAAUACAGUCUCCCAUGAGAAAUGGCUUCUGCACCUACAGCUCUAAAGAGAUGGUUUGCUGAGGUGGCAUCUACUGAGCUGUGCUCCCAUUUUGUCUCUGCUCAGCAGGCUGGCCUACAUAACUCUGACAGGGGGGGACAGAGGUUACUUUUUCAGGCAUGAAAAACAAGAGGCUGGGAGUUUGGCACUGGAGAUGCGACAAUGUGCCUUGUGUUCUAAACACAUUCAAACCCCUCGAACCAAAACAACCGAACCCCACUGCUUACCAGUGCUGUGCCUACAAUUAUGUAAUGGUUCAUGUCAUGUGCUUCAGCCUGAAUGAGAAGUGAUUUUGUCUGCAAGAUUCUUCAUUUCUGCAUUUUAUUUUUGUAACAUUUGUUCAUACACAAUAAUUGGCAUGUUGUUUUGCACUUCCCAGCCAAAUGUGAUAUAUUGUUUUAUGAUUUAUGUAUGUAUUUUCUGUCUGUUACGUGGGUGGCAUUUUUCUUUAUCGUUGUAAUAUCCCAGCUCAUUCUAAACAUUAACACUUAUUUUGUGCUUAUUUCAAACAUCACACUGUGAUUUUGACAAAUUUAAAAUCAUUUCACUCCCUGGGCAUCAAAAGAUGUUCUGCAGGAAAGAGCUAUUUAUCACAACAAAUGUAACACUUUUAAUGUGUUAUACCAAUCAAUGAUAUAAAUGACCAUUUAUUGAUAUCAAAAUGUCAUGUAUUAUAACUUAAACCACAGCUGCUUCUAUAUUCAAACCAAAUAAUCUCAAUAAAAUCAGUGCAUGACCAAUGUCCAGCAUAAUCUUUAUGCUUUAUGACAAUAAAUGACUGAAUACAAAUAGUUGAUGGAUGUGUUAACAAGUAUAAUC
Molecule: messenger RNA, 4002 nt
Organism: Siniperca chuatsi (mandarin fish)
Lineage: Eukaryota; Metazoa; Chordata; Actinopteri; Centrarchiformes; Sinipercidae
Product: protein rapunzel-like
Exons: 3
Coding region: 143-1324 (393 amino acids)
Source: RefSeq, a predicted model, not a curated record